Molecule: messenger RNA, 486 nt
Organism: Mycotypha africana
Lineage: Eukaryota; Fungi; Mucoromycota; Mucoromycetes; Mucorales; Mycotyphaceae
Product: tropomyosin
Exons: 3
Coding region: 1-486 (161 amino acids)
Source: RefSeq, a predicted model, not a curated record
AUGGAUAAAAUUCGUGAGAAAAUUGCUGCUGUUCGUGCCGAAGCCGAAGCUGCUAAUGCCAGAGCUGAUGAUUUAGAAGCCAAGCUCAAGGAAAUUACCCAGGAACAUACUCAACAAGAACGUGAAAUUGUUUCCUUAAAUACUAGAAACCAACAACUUGAAAGUGAGUUAGAAGCCGCCCAAGAUACCAUUAAAGAGUUAAAGGGUAAUGAGGCCGAAGAUAACGAUUAUAAGAAGGAAUACGAAAACGCCAUGCGUAAGAUUGCCAUGCUCGAAGAGGAGUUGGAAGAAUCCGACAAGGCUUUGAAGGAAACUACGUCCAACUUCCGUGAAGCUGAUGUCAAGGCUGAACAACUUGAAAAGAAGGUCGAACAGUUAACAACUCAACUCGCCGAAGAGGAAAAGAAGAAUGAAGAGCUUGUACAGAAGAAUAAAGAAUUAAGCGAGCAAUUAGAGGAAAUUAACAAACAAUUAGAUGACAUGUAA